CUGCAAUUCUUUAUCCCUUAGUGCUAAUUUAUACAUUUUUAUGAUUUAUUUUUGAACAUUUUAUUUCAGAAUAAAUUACAGGUUAGGUGCCUCGUUGGCAUAUUUAUAACGAAUUUGGUGUAAUUCUGAUAUGACCGAUCGCUUUACGACUGCUCAACAUGACAAAACAUCAGAACCACUUCCACUUGAAGAAGAAUUUCAAGGUACCUCACUCGCACAGAGAAUAUGGAUUGGUAAUGUUGACUUGAAGGUGACAGAAUACACUAUGGUACAGAUUUUGAAAAAGUUCGGAUCUAUUAAACAAUUCGAUUAUCUGAUACAUAAAACUGGUCCGCUGCAAGGCCAGCCACGUGGGUUCUGUUUUGUGAGCUUUGAGAAAGAAGUGGAUGCUGCCAGGGCAAUUUUAAAGCUUAAUAACAUGAAGGUCCUGUCAAGGCGUAUUCAAGUACGAUGGGCUCAUAAUCAACCACAAGAAAAACCAGGUCCCAAGGACACCCUCAAACUACCAUCUGAUACAGAUGAUGCAACACAACCGCAAACCAAAAAACUGAAUCCCAAUUCCUCAGAGGCAAUGAUUCGAGCUAUCGAAGCAAAACUGAAUCAAAUGGAAAGAGUGAAAAGUUCUUCCUGCCCUUCUUCCAUGCAAUCGUCUUCUGGUAGUCAAUUGCAUCCAGCUUUGGCUCUUUCUAAACAAAACGCUGCAGCUGCAAAAGAAGCAUCUCACCCUUAUUAUAGAAGAAAACGUAGGCGGAGAUAAAAUUUAUCCAUCUAGUUAAAAGUUAAUCAUUUGACCUGUUUGCACAUCACUAGUAGCUGUGUUCUGAUUGUACACAUUGAUUGCUCUUAGCAUAGUUUAAGCAGGGUUGCUCCAUGUGUUUAUUUCUAAAAUCUACUUUUAGUGACUACAAGUUUUCCACUCUCAAUUAAAGCUCAUCACCCCAGGUUUAAAAAGAUUUGGCAAUAACUCCUCAUGAAUCGCAAUUUUGGCUGUGAAUUGUCGCAUAUUUCAUAUUAUAACUGAGGAAUAAUGAAAUUUUGACUAUUUGAACUGAUUUUAAACUAUUUAAAUUGGAAGUUUAUUCUUCAGUCUGAAGUACAAUUCCGGCCUCUACUUCCAUAUCAGAAAAACUCAACAGCCCUAUUUUGGGGCAUCAAGUAUCAUGUCGUAUGUAUGUUAAAAAUCAUAUGUUAUCUGUGUAAAUACAGUGACUCUCCAUGUAUUUCUUUUUUCUAUCUUACAGUUUUUAUGAAAUGAAUGCAAAAAAACACAUGUAUACAUAACUUGGUAUUCCUACUAAUGUGGUUUUAUUUGCUUUUGUAUCAUAUUUCAUAGUAUUACCAUGUUUUGAUUGCAAUGAAGAUGAGCUGUUAGUAACAUUUUUGCCGAAGCCAGCACUAGUCUGAUAUCAUCGACACAGAAGUAUGUUUCAAAUUGUUUUUGUGAACUUGAAUAUAAUUUAAACAUAAUAUUUAAUCCCAUCAUAAAUGUUACACGCUUGUGAUCAUUCAUUUAAUGAAAUUUUGAGGCUUUUUUGUUCGUUGCUGAGAGGGAUGUACAUUAAAAUAUUUUCAUUCAAAAAUAAAAUUUGACUAUGGCUGGAAUAUUUAUUUCUUUUAUAUAAUGUAGUUUUCUGUCCAUUUAUAACAAAACUAGGGAUAAUGCUAAGCUAUGCUAUCAAACUUUUUUUAACAAGUAACAGCACAAUUGCCUAUUUGUUUAGCCUGUUCUAUUCAGCUUGCUGCUCACCAAGCCUGAGUAUUUAUUGUCUUACUUAUUUUUAAUGUUUGUUUUUACAAUAG
Molecule: messenger RNA, 1800 nt
Organism: Styela clava
Lineage: Eukaryota; Metazoa; Chordata; Ascidiacea; Stolidobranchia; Styelidae
Product: putative RNA-binding protein 18
Molecular function (GO): RNA binding
Source: RefSeq, a predicted model, not a curated record